Messenger RNA from Oreochromis aureus, 4923 nucleotides. RefSeq names its product phosphoinositide-3-kinase, regulatory subunit 1 (alpha) (gene pik3r1). Gene Ontology annotation, biological process: phosphatidylinositol phosphate biosynthetic process; insulin receptor signaling pathway. Gene Ontology annotation, cellular component: phosphatidylinositol 3-kinase complex. The record is from RefSeq and is a predicted model, not a curated record. The transcript has 15 exons. Lineage: Eukaryota; Metazoa; Chordata; Actinopteri; Cichliformes; Cichlidae. Gene Ontology annotation, molecular function: protein binding; 1-phosphatidylinositol-3-kinase regulator activity. Bases 562 to 2751 code for a protein of 729 amino acids.
CGACGUUCAAGGGAACAUUUGUUCUGGAUGGCGAAGCUGUACCGUCACGUCGGCAGGGUGUAGGUCGUAACAUUUUGUUCUUCUCAUUAAAUCGGAUUUAAAGUCGAGCCGAGGGUUUUUCUUUUUCAACCGUGCGCGUAAGAGAACCACCAACGGCUGCAAUUAAAUCUUCGCACACCGCAAAUCUGAAGCUUAAUAACGAAUUGGAAGUGUUUUAGUGUGGAAGAAAGAGGGCUCGUUGCAUUCGUCUGCGGAUCCGUGUACGAGUCUGGGCAGCAUUAUCAAGAUCACAGCUGCAGGCCAUUUACUGAUGGGUACAUACUGCGAGGCAACACACCAAGAGAGCUGCAAAUUAUUUGCGAGAGACGGGAACUGUGAAAGAAUGAAGACAAGCUAGAGACUGUUUUCACUGUAAAAUCAUAAAUUGUAGCUUUGUUGGAAGAACAGCCAUUUCAACCAGCAAAUGAGUAGCUGGACUAAAGUUACUCAGAAAAAAACCCCUUGAAAAAUAACAAGACUGGUUCAGACUCAUCUUUACAAGUGAACAUUAAACACACAAACAUGAGUGCUGAAGGGUAUCAGUACAGAGCACUUUAUGAUUAUAAAAAAGAGAGGGAGGAGGACAUUGAUCUGCAUGUUGGGGAUAUAUUGUUGGUAAGCAAAGGAGAGCUGGUGGCUCUUGGGGUCACCGAUGGCCUGGAACAGCGGCCGGAUGAGAUUGGCUGGUUGCCAGGCUUUAACGAGACCACUCAGGAAAAAGGGGACUUUCCUGGGACCUAUGUAGAGUACAUUGGGAAGAAAUGGAUCUCUCCCCCUACACCCAAGCCAAGACCCCUGAGACCCUUACCUGUAGCGCCAGCCUCUUCCUUCAAGUCAGAGAUGGACUCGGACUCAGAACAAGGUUUCUGCUUGCCCGACUUGACGGAGCAGUUUUCCCUUCCAGAGAUUGCUCCACCCAUUCUGACCAAACUGCUGGAAGCAAUUGAGAGGAAAGGUCUGGAUAACCCCACAUUAUAUAGAACAUUUACUGCUGGUGCUGGACUUGAAGUCAGGCAGUAUUUUGAUUGUGACCCUCCAUCUGCAGACUUGGAUCACCUGGAGCUUCCAGUCCUGUGUGACGGUCUGCGUAGGUACUUACAGGAUCUUCCCCAACCCAUCAUCCCCACUGCAAUAUAUGCUCAGAUGGUUCACAGUGCUAAAGAGGCGGUGAAUCCUGAGGAAUGUGCCCUACUACUACGUCGCAUUGCCAGCACCCCAGGCCUGCCUCCCCAGUACUGGCUGACUCUCCACUGUCUGCUAAGACAUUUUGCUAGAGUGUGCCAAAACGGUUCCAAGAACCUGCUCAGUGCCAGAUCGCUGGGCGAGAUCUUCAGCCCUGUGUUUUUCAGACAACAGGCCACCAGUUGUGAACCCAGUCUGGAUGCUCACAUCAAGAUCAUUGAGAUUCUGGUGACCAGUGAGUGGAGUGACAGUCAAGCUGCACCAGCUCUACCUCCAAAGCCACCCAAGCCCACAUCUGUGAUUAACAACGGUAUGAACAACAACAUGGCGCUACAAGAUGCUGAAUGGUACUGGGGAGACAUCUCAAGGGAGGAGGUCAAUGAGAAACUGAGGGACACUGCAGAUGGUACGUUUUUGGUGCGGGACGCCUCUACAAAAAUGCACGGAGACUACACUCUGACUUUGAGGAAAGGAGGAAACAACAAGCUUAUCAAGAUAUUCCAUCGAGAUGGCAAAUAUGGCUUCUCUGAUCCACUAACCUUCAACUCAGUCGUCGAGCUCAUCAACCACUAUCGCAACGAGUCCCUGGCUCAGUACAACCCCAAGCUAGACGUCAAGCUGCUGUACCCCGUGUCUAAACACCAGCAGGAUCAAGUGGUAAAAGAGGACAACAUCGAAGCUGUGGGCAGGAAGCUCUGCGAGUACCACCAGCAAUACCAAGAAAAGAACAAAGAGUACGACCGUCUCUAUGAAGAGUACACCAGAACAUCACAAGAAAUCCAAAUGAAAAGGACGGCGAUAGAGGCUUUCAAUGAAACUAUCAAAAUAUUUGAGGAGCAAUGCCAAACACAAGAGCGCUACAGCAAGGAGUAUAUUGAGAAAUUCAGGAGAGAAGGCAAUGAAAAGGAGAUUCAGAGGAUCAUGGGAAAUUACGAGAAGUUGAAAUCGAGGAUUAGUGAAAUAGUAGACAGCAAGCGCAGGCUGGAAGAAGACUUGAAGAAACAGGCAGCAGACUACAGGGAGAUCGACAAGAGGAUGAACAGCAUCAAGCCUGACCUCAUCCAGCUCCGCAAGACCAGAGACCAGUAUCUGAUGUGGUUGACCCAGAAGGGAGUCAGGCAGAAAAAACUCAACGAGUGGCUGGGAAUCAAGAACGAGAACACAGAAGAUCAAUAUUCUAUGGUCGACGAUGAUGAAGACCUUCCUCAUCAUGAUGAGCGGACCUGGAAGCUGGGCAACAUCAAUCGAUUACAGGCGGAGGCGAUCCUCCAAGGCAAGAGAGACGGAACAUUCCUGGUUCGAGACAGCAGCAAAGCGGGGUGCUACGCCUGCAGUGUUGUUGUGGACGGCGAGGUGAAACACUGCGUCAUCAACAAGACCCCCACAGGGUACGGCUUCGCUGAACCUUAUAACCUGUACAACUCAUUAAAAGAACUCGUUCUUCACUACCAGCACACGUCUUUGGUCCAGCACAAUGACUCUCUGAAUGUGACACUAGCGUACCCUGUGUACGCUCAACAGAGACGAUGAGGACCCGGACGUAUCCAUAUUGACAAUUAAGGCCCCAUGGAAGUUGGAGACAUGUUUCGACCACCAUGAUUAAGGCUCCGAUGACCGGACUCGGACUUAAAAUUGGAGGAAAAGACAAAAAGCCUGAAACAUUUCAGUGACUUUGCCUAAACCAUGAGCCUGAGGCGAGUCUGAAUGUAGAUUUUUCCCUUUUUGCUUUUUGUGGGAGCACAGAAUUGAGCGAACACUGCUGAACUCACCCAGCGGAGGACAUUUGAGGCCUUCUCCUUAUGGUGCUUGUUUUUGUUUUGUUUUUUUCCCCCUCUUCCCAAAAGCUUUACCAGCUGGAUUAUCAAAUCGCAACAGAACUCACCGGCUACAAAUUUCGUUUUUCUUUUUUUCCCCUUCUUCCCCUGUUGUGUGUGUCUGUGUGCGUGUGUGUGUGUGUGCGAGAGACUGUCCAUGUGACCAAAUCUCAUAGAAUCAGGAAACUGUGUGAUAUUGGAGGGCUGUGUAACACUUUGCUUGUGUUAACUGUUCAGUAGCAGACCAUGGAUCAGCUGACAAAUGUAGCAAAAUGGCACUUUUUAAAAAAACAAAGUUUAAUUUUUUUUGAAAAAAAAAAGAAACUCCUAUGGACUUUUAUUAGAAGAGCAGAGAGGACAAGUAUCCACAUUCUGCCUUCUCACUGAUGAGCAUUACAGUGCAUACGUAAACUUGAUUUGAACUGUGGGCAGGGAGAAACUAUGAAUGGACUAUUCUUUCAUGUACAUAUGUGAAAAUGUGCAGUCAUGACUCAUACCAAAAAGGAUCUGUUCCUCUUUAGUUGUAUCCUGAUCUGCUAUGCAAACCUUUCUCCAUUUUUAUUUCAGAAUUGUUUUAUUCUGUUGCAAACCCACAAUAUAAGCUUGUUUUAGUGCUUGAAAAGUAUUUUUGUCAAAAUGCCAAGAUACAGUUUAAAAAAAUGCUUAUGAUUUUUAAAGAUGAUAGAAACAUACUUUAUUAUAAAUUACUUUAACAACUGGUAUACAGAUGAAAGUUUUGUUUUUUUUGCUUCAAACUAAUGUUUUCUUCUCAGGCAGAGCCUUUUGAGUAUUUGAGCUGCUUUAGUCACAAGUACUAUUUCCGACAGAGCUAAGCCUACAUGCAGUUCUUUGUUAAAACGGACAAAGAAAGUCAGGCUGAUGGGAUUGUACGACCCUUAUCUACCAUCACAGGAACAACAGUAUAGAUUUAUUUUGUUAUAAAAUAUAUUUGUUCCCAUAUGAGAAUAUAUCAAAGCAGACUGGUGUUUUCAACUGGUGGAUAUUGCUAUUAAAGAUCAAUAUGCAUUGUACACUUACUAUUUUUUCUGUAUCAGAAAAUCACUGUGUUUACAUGGGUGGAUCGGCUCAUUUCAGAUGGUAACAUGAGAUUUCAAAACCCCUAAAAGAAGGAAAAAGAGCUGCGUGCUCCAUUCCCACACCCUAAAUUUAGCUUUUACAAGUCUACGAUACAAGUGUGUCAGACCACAUAAACUAUGACGUGAAAAAUCACAAACUGUAUUACUCACAAUAUAUUUUGUAACCCUUCAACGUGUCAUCACAGCUGUCAGGUGAACCUGUUGAACGUAUCUGUAGAAAACUAGUUGUGGAGACAUUAACAGAAUCUGAUUUUGAUAGUUUCCCAUUUUUUGUUGGCAUGACAGGUUACUUUUUAUUUCCAUCUUGGACACAACUUGUUCUCUUGGGAACAGUCUACAUGUACAAACCACAGAGGAAAACUUAGUUUUAAUUCACAAUUUUCGUUAUUUACACACAGACUAGUUUAACACAUUUGACCAAAUUACUCAUUCACAACUUUAAAUGUAACACAUUUAUAGGAAUUGUCUUUUUCCUUUUUUCUUCCCCUCCCUUACUCCAAAGCUGUUAACAGGUGUCUCAUAUUUGACAUUUACAUCCUCAGCAGCUGCUGGCAUGAACAUUUUUGAUUCCCUUUGUCAAUUUUUCUUAAGUUUGUUGACAACAUGCACCAUUAUUUCUUUACCCCAUUUCUGGGUAGUAUUGUUUUAUUGUUGUCCCUUUUAUUUGAAGCUCCUCUUUGUUGUUGGCGUCCCAAAAACGAUUGGAAUGAGAUUGCCAGUGUUCCCCAGUUUUGCUUUGAAUCUGUAUUGGGCUUUGUUAAAAAUGAAAUAAAACUCUUCUUUUUAUGAAA